Molecule: messenger RNA, 519 nt
Organism: Gongylonema pulchrum
Lineage: Eukaryota; Metazoa; Nematoda; Chromadorea; Rhabditida; Gongylonematidae
Source: the annotation of a GenBank genome assembly
UUGUUAAAAUUCACAUGUUUAUUUUAUAAGCAAAUUUUAGUUUGUGGUGAUGCAAAUACACUGAAAUAUAAGGGUCGCACUGUAACAUCAGAAGAUGAAAGAUACGAAAGUGUGCGUCACUGUCGUUAUGUGGAUGAAGUGUACAAGGAUGCUCCGUGGUAUUGCACCGUUGAAUUUCUCAAAGAACUGAAGAUCUUUGAUUUGAUUACAUUUCAGGCUCGUCGAUAUCAGUUGCAGAAUCAGAUGGACCAGCUGAAACAGAAAAGUAUGGAAAUUUUAAGAACAUGGCGUAACAAGAGAGAUGAUUUCAUACGCGGAUUCCUGGAAACCUUGCAAAUGGAUGGUGGAAUUGGUUUUAAUAUUGUUGGUAACCGAUUGAGAACGCUUGUAUCACGCAGUCCAUCACCGCUCGAAUAUGAAGAGCAAGCGGAAGAGGAUACGGUCGAUGCCUCGUCAUCCCUGGACGAAAAUGGCUCAUCAUCAACUGAUUCGAGCAGUCGAAAUGGUGUCUCGUACUGA